AGAUGGCGCGGUAACAAAAUUAUUUAUUUGGUCAUUUGUUUUACCAGAUUUCUACCACAAAAUUGCCAAGUUAUUUGAAAACCUCUAAAAUGAGAGUAUUCACCAAUUGAUUUUGUAUCUAUCUAUUGAUUUUAAAAUACUAUGUUGCUUUUUUUUUUAAUUUGUUAUUCUGGAUUUUCUUUCGAUUUUGUUAAUUUGGGAAUUAUCUGAGUUUUCCAAAAAAUCGUCCUAUAGACUGCGCUUUACAAACUGGUAGUUGUACAAACUGGUAUAAAGAAAAAUAUUGAUUACGUUUGAUCAGUAAAUAAACUUGAUUAAAGCAUCAGCAACAGAUCUUUUUUUUAACUUAUUAUAAACCAGUGCUUCACCACGAUCCCAUCUGGUGGUAAGUGGUGAUGUAGCCCUAGAUGGUAAAUCGCACUGUCUUAGCGUAACAAAAGCCUUUUCACUCUUGCCUUGAAGGCACCUAGAUUGUAUUCGGACGGAAAGAUAAACGCUGGCAAAUUAUUCCACUGCUUUGCAUUACAAAAGACGAAGCAAAUAAUAAUGCGUAGAAUAUCGGCAACUAAGGGGUGAAGACCCGCCGACCGCCUGGUUGUCCAAUGACGGAAAGGAGAGGAAGGAAUUAAAGCGUGUAAUUCCUGCGCACACUCACCGAAAUGCAUCCUAUAAAAUACCGGCUAUCUUGUCCAUGUUUAUAGAAGAAUAUUUAAUUUAUAAAAUGGCAGCACUUAAAAAUUAAAAAAACAAGCGUGCACGUUUUCAUUCAGUUCAAAUUUCAACGAUUUGUGACGAUUUGUUGAUUGAUGUUGUUUUUGUUUUUCCUUUAAUUUGUUACUUUAUUACACUUCUAUUAUUGCGUUGAGUUGAGUGAAUUUCGCUCCUCCGCAUUAGUGUCGGUCGAACCAGAGCAGUGUUGUUGGUGACAAGUUGAUAAACUCAAGUGAGAUACGGACUCUUUUCAUAGUUUGUGUAAAAUUGUGAACUUAAUUAGAUAUCCACCUUCUUACCUAUUUCACUAUGGCACCCAACAUUUAUAGGAAAUGUGCAAAAUGUGGGCGAUCUUCCAAACAAGUGCCAGGCAUUAAACUGUCUCGGUUUCCUAAACCUGGGCCUAAAAAUGCUAUUCGGUAAGUUUGUUUGUACUUUUCAUAUACAUAUUAGGUAUCAAGUUACUUUAACUUCUACAUUAAUAGUGUUUUUGUUGUACAACUACUGCGGCCCCCACAUUACACAUAGAAUCCUGCUAUUUGUUUUUAUAUACAUACAUUACAUUUUAAUAAAUAUAUUGCGAUGCCAAAGUUUUCUUUAAAAUUUUCUCUAAGGGACUCUUUACAAUUUAAGUUAUAAAUCGCCCAUACGGCUCUCUUUUGCAAAACAAAUAUGGCAUCAAUGUCAGUUGCAUUAACCCAUAUCAAUAUUCAAUACUUUUUCAUUUCAAUUCAAUAAUUUUUUUGUGUUUGAAUGGGUCUCUAGAUGGUUUAGGGUUCACAUUUGAACCCGGUAGGUGGUGCUUUUGUCGAUAUCUAGAAAUCGCCCUUGUGAAGCAGAGGCAGAUUGCUAAUAUUUUAUAUUUUUCAAUGUAGGCAUUCUUUUUUAUUUAUGUAAUUCAAAUUCAAUAAAAAUGUUAGGUAUUGUUGUAGCACUCUUACUUUUGUCCCUAACUUUGUCUAAAUAAUAAUUGAUAAUGUUAUUUUUCAGGAUCAAACUCUAGCAUUGCAAGAAUAUCUGGGAUCAAGUUCAUCUCUAGAUCUCAAGUCUCAACCAGGUCCUUCCCUUGUUGAGAAUAUUACGACUACUGAAAUGCAAUAUCACAAAGAUCAAACUCUAGCAUUGCAAGAAUAUCUGGGAUCAAGUUCAUCUCUAGAUCUCAAGUCUCAACCAGGUCCUUCCCUUGUUGAGAAUAUUACGACUACUGAAAUGCAAUAUCACAAAAAUCAAGCUGCAGCUCAAGAUCUCGAGUGUCAACCAGGUCCAUCUUUUUGCAAUGUUCUUAAGAACAUUACAAAUUCUUAUACACAGCACCACAAAAUGAUUGUCUGUAAAGAAAUACAGAAACAAACUUUUAAAAAAACUGACAGAGAAAAUUAUUUAUACAACAAAUGUAGAAGACAAGUGAAAAAAAUUUGUCAACU
This is a messenger RNA of Parnassius mnemosyne (clouded apollo), 2135 nucleotides long. NCBI's taxonomy places the organism in Eukaryota, Metazoa, Arthropoda, Insecta, Lepidoptera, Papilionidae. The record is from the annotation of a GenBank genome assembly.